Stomoxys calcitrans (stable fly) is the source of this 4303-nucleotide messenger RNA. It is a transcript of the gene S6kII, whose product is annotated as ribosomal protein S6 kinase 2 beta. Gene Ontology annotation, biological process: intracellular signal transduction; protein phosphorylation. The transcript is spliced from 2 exons. Lineage: Eukaryota; Metazoa; Arthropoda; Insecta; Diptera; Muscidae. The record is from RefSeq and is a predicted model, not a curated record. Bases 460 to 3102 code for a protein of 880 amino acids. Gene Ontology annotation, molecular function: ATP binding; magnesium ion binding; ribosomal protein S6 kinase activity.
AAGUAAAAUCGAAAGUAGCCACAACAAAAAAAAAGAGUCGCUAAUGAGCAAAAACACAAAAUACAUGUUUUUUAUUGAAAAUUCGUGAAUAAUUAACGCUGGCGAGUGCGAAAUAACAAACCGGGAGUACUUCGCGAGAACCUACACAUAGCAUUAGUGCCUCUCCGCAAAAAUACGCGUUAAUUAAUGUUUUUCCAGUGAAGGCCAGCAGUCACGCUCGCCUACGCCUUCUUGCUGGUUUGGUGGAGGUCAUCAUUUAGUUCGUUGUGUGUGCGUGCGUGUGUUUUGUUCUUCCGUUGUUGUCGUUCUCUCGGAUUUCUAUUGUUUGUCGGACGUGAAAAUAUUGUUGAAACAUUGCAAACCACUUAGUGUGUGCGUGUGGAGUUUUUGUGCAUUUGGGGUAUUGCAACAACUGCCGCCAUCACGUUAGCUUCCCAGCAGUUUUCCUUCAACGCCACCAUGCCGUUGGCAGAUCUGCAUAAAGAUCUAAGGCAACAGCAACAACUGGGCGUAACAGCUUCCAAUCUACCCUCCUCCUCGUCCAAUUGCCAACUCAAUGAACAUGUGGGUCUGGCACGCAUGCAGAUUACUUCCUCCGGCUGCAGCAGUCUGGCGGUGACCCCCAUGGAGCACACUCCCACGGAUGAGGAGAGUGCUGGCAUUACAACGGUCGCCACUUGUCAGAGGCGACAACAUCAUCAUCAUCAUCACCAGCAACUUGCACAGCCCAAUGAUCCAUUGGGACUUCGUAUUGAAUCUUCUUCGGAGCUGCAGGCAGCUUUGGGGAAACAAAAAAAUUUGGAGGCUUCCUCCUCAAAUGACCUAAUGGAUUUGAGCGAUUCCGAGUGUUAUUCAACAGCAACUCACGGCGAUGACUGCGAGAAUGAAUUUGAUAUACGAGAGGUCAUCAAGGAAGGCCAUGACAAGGCAGACCCUUCACAAUUUGAAUUGCUUCGUGUGUUGGGCGAAGGUUCUUUCGGCAAAGUGUUUCUAGUGCGUAAGGUUAUUGGCAAAGAUGCGGGAACUUUGUAUGCCAUGAAGGUCUUGAAAAAAGCCACCCUUAAGAUCAAGGACAGAGUGCGCAGCACAAACGAACGUAAAAUCCUGGCCGACGUUGGGCAUGCUUUUAUUGUAAAACUGCACUAUGCAUUCCAGACACCGGGAAAACUUUAUUUAAUAUUAGAUUUUCUAAGGGGUGGCGACCUGUUCACCCGCCUUUCCAAGGAAGUCAUGUUCACGGAGGAGGAUGUUAAAUUUUAUUUGGCCGAAUUAGCUUUGGCCCUCAAUCAUCUGCAUUCGUUGGGAAUUAUUUAUCGUGAUUUAAAGCCUGAAAACAUACUGCUGGAUGAGAAUGGUCACAUAGCGUUGACGGAUUUUGGUCUAUCCAAACAACCCUUAGAUGGCUCUAAGACCUACAGCUUUUGUGGUACCGUCGAGUAUAUGGCCCCGGAAAUUGUUAAUCGGAAAGGCCAUGAUUUUGCUGCCGAUUGGUGGUCGUUUGGUGUAUUGAUGUAUGAAAUGUUGACGGGAAAUUUACCAUUCCAUGGCCAAACGCGUCAGGAAACAAUGACACAAAUUCUUAGAUCUAAGCUGGGCAUGCCGGAAAAUCUUUCACCUGAAGCUCAAGCUUUGCUAAGAGCUCUGUUUAAGCGGAAUCCACAAAACCGUCUGGGUGCAGGCCCCAAUGGCAUACUGGAUAUCAAGGCCCAUUGUUUCUUUUCCACCAUAGACUGGCUGCAUUUGGAAAAGAAAGAGGUAAGGCCACCUUUUAUACCGGCUGUGUCGCGUGACGAUGCCUUUUACUUUGAUGUGGAGUAUACCUCAAAAUCACCUCGAGAUUCACCGGGCGGUCCCAUAUCGGCGUCGGCCCAUGAAAUCUUUAGAGGCUUUAGCUUUGUGGCGCCUAUGUUGCUGGAACAAACCCUUAACAAUCAAACUCAAUCACCACCCUCACCCUAUCUAGCGUGUCAGGAACCUGCCCGUACAUUGCCCGGUGUGCUGCCCGGCAAUUUCCACAACGAUUACAAUGUCCUGCAAGAAUUGGGACGUGGCACAUUCUCAGUGUGUCGCCUGUGUGAACACAAAUCCUCGAAGAAACAUUUUGCUGUGAAAAUAAUCGAAAAAGCCGCCUACAUGGCCAACUCAUCUUCGUCCGACUGUUGGGAGGAAGUGGAAAUUAUGUUACGUUAUGGAAAUCAUCCCAAUAUUGUUACCCUAUUCUCUGUCUAUGAGGAUGCAUCUUCCGCCUACUUGGUUAUGGAACUACUAAAGGGUGGAGAACUUUUAGAUCGAAUAUUGGCCGUUGGCCAAAUGUGUGAAAGUGAGGCUAGUGCUGUAUUGAGGACUAUGGUAUCGGCUGUUGCAUUUCUACACGAACAUGGUGUGGUACAUCGGGAUCUGAAACCUUCGAAUAUGAUUUAUGCUAGCAUGAAACAAACCCCGGAAACUUUGAAACUAUGUGAUUUAGGUUUUGCCAAACAAUUGCGUGCCGAUAAUGGUCUGCUGAUGACACCAUGCUAUACAGCGAAUUUUGUUGCCCCAGAAGUAUUAAAAAGACAAGGCUAUGAUUUGGCCUGUGAUAUAUGGUCUUUGGGUGUUCUAUUAUACAUAAUGCUCUCGGGUCGAACACCAUUUGCCUCAACGCCAAAUGAUUCACCAGAUGUGAUAUUAAAACGUAUUGGUUCGGGACAAAUUGAUUUCUCAUCAUCGCGAUGGUCCAACAUUUCGAGUGCGGUCAAGGUGUUAUUGGGCCAGAUGUUACAUAUUGUGCCAGAAAAUAGGCCAACGGCAGAGAAGAUACUACAGGAAACCUGGUUGAAGGAACAAUCGGCGGGUACGGUAAGAUUAACCGAGUAUUAUGUGCCACCCCAAAAUGCACAGCAGGCAGUCACAGGACAACAGCAGGGUGGUUACAAUGCCAACACCACGGGAAGUUUCACACAAAAUGCCAAUACAGCACGCGAGGCCAAUGCGGCUUUGCGUGGUGCAGUGGAUGCUACCUUCCGGGCCAUAGCUAUACCACAGGCUGCCAAUGUAGGACCAGUGGCUGAUUCAAUGCUGGCCAAACGGCGUGCCAAAGAUCGGGCCAAUGUACAGACGUAAUCGAAAGUUCAAAACUGGACUACAUUUCUCAUCAAAUUGAAGCUGAAAAUUUUAAGAUAAAAGUUUGAAAUUUGGAGUGUGUUGGGGUUGAAGAUUUUGAGAUUAGUAAAGCUUUAAGAACAACUGAAACUGAAAAACACACUCCCAACACAUUAAGACAAAAUUUACUAAAAAAAAAACAAAGAAAUUUAAGAAAAUCGCAUAACACGAGUUGUGAACCACUGGCUUACUUUUUUUCUAUUUUACGAACAAACAAGCAAAGCAACAAAAAGGAAUCCAAAUCCAAGAGCACAAAGUUUUUACUAAAGUAAAAGUAAACAAACAAACAAAUAAAGAAGAAUAACAAAACCGCAAAAAUAAAUAAAUCUACACUAUAUCUAUAUAUAUAUACAUAUAUAUAUAUACAUGAAGAAUAAAUACAUAGUAUGUAUAUGAAAAUAACUAUUGCUACCAAGAAGAGCUUCUUAAGAGGCCUUUUUCUUAAGAAGUCUCCUCUUUCAACAAUCUUCCAUUUAUAUAUUUAUCGCAAACAAGUUAAUUAUUUAUUUUAUAUAGCAAAUUAUAUAUGUAUAUGUUUUUUAAUCAUCAUAUUAUUUUAUAUAUAUAUUCACCACCCACCUAUCCAACUACACCUACAACUCUUACUAUUUAAAGCAUUUCUAAACUAAAUUUUUCUCUAAUUUCUAAUUUUCUAUAUUUCUGCUAUAUAGAUUUUUUUUAAUUUUAAAAAUUUUACAAUUCAUUUCUUGUAAAAAAACACAUCAUAACCAUUUUAAAAUUAUGAAAAAAAAAACACUUUUUAGGAAAUAUGUUAUAGUUGUAUUUCUAUUAUAAUUGUUUUUUUUUAUUUUUUUUUUGCUUGUAAUAAUUAAUAAUAAAAAAAAAACAAAAAAACAAUAGUGAACAUUAUUUAAGAUUUUCUUUUUCACCUUGCACAUGUUCUGCAUCGUACAAUGCUCUUUGUCGCCACUCCCACAUAGUCUUUGGAGGAUGAUGUUAAUGACAUUUUAAUCUUGGCCAAACGUAUGUGUCAUCAUCAUCCACCAUUGGAAGACCAAAACCACAAAUACUGCAUUGUUUGUUAUAUUAAAAUUAAAUGUUUCUUUUUUUGUUUUACGCUAAGUAACCACACAUUGGCAGAUAAAACCUUGCAGUUGUAUUUUUUUACUAUAACAGGUCUAUAAAAAGAUCCAUUUUAAAU